Molecule: messenger RNA, 1255 nt
Organism: Marchantia polymorpha subsp. ruderalis
Lineage: Eukaryota; Viridiplantae; Streptophyta; Marchantiopsida; Marchantiales; Marchantiaceae
Source: the annotation of a GenBank genome assembly
GUCGUUGGGCGACCAACGGAGCAAGUGGACGGAGGGGCCGGGCAUCGAGGCGAUGGCGGAACGGAAGAAGCGGAAAGCUCGAAGGGAGGGAUGGAGUCCGUCGGGACUAUAGUACUAAGUCCCGGUGCAGCACGUGUCCGUUGAAUCGGAACAUUCGAGCGAAUGCCGCCCUUUGGCUGCGGUGCCUUUUGCCGUGGCGCUCGGCCGCGCUCAGCGCCAUUCCGCAGAAUCUUGCGCAGCGCUGCUCCGUUGCCUCGAGAGUGGCGGAAUCGCUCGAUCGGCAUUUGUUCUUCGGCGCAAUUCCAUCAGCGGAUCGGCUGGAGCUUUGCGUUCACGAUGAGUUUCUCGGAUUCUUCUGCGUCGAGGUUUCGUGGCCUUGCUCGCCGGUUUGAUCGGGCGGAGCGUUCGUAGUCUUAUGGUUAUUCAGAUUUGGUCGAUCGAGUGAGCCAUCGAUUUUUUCGAGAUGAGUUCUCCGGAUAAGAAUGCGGCUCCUCCGUCGAAGCCCGCGGCGAGCGAAGCUGGAAAGGCCCCAGUUCUCCCGCCGAAAGCGGCGUCGAAGCCGCUGGUUCCCGGAGCGAAAGUGUUCGCAUCUCUCGGUCCGCCGAAUGCCAUAACGUCGACGAGGCAUCUGAGUCUUGAGAAGCCCGAUUCCGUCGAGGCUCCGCAGAACAGAUUUUCCAUCUAUGAUUUGAAAGCUGUGAAGAGAGAGAUUCUCACGGUGUUUGAUGCUGCGGAAAAUGGAGAUAACCGCGCCAUCACUAAAUUCUCGAAAGUGAAGAAUUUUGAUGUCGACGCUAAGGAUCGAUAUGGAAGGACAGCUCUUAUAUGGGCUGCUGACUGUGGACAUCUUCACGCUAUUGAGACGCUGAUCCGCCUUAGUGCGAACAUUCAUGCCACAGACAAUCACACUGGCAGGUCAGCUAUCCACUGGGCAGCCAGAGCGGGCAACCUUCCGAUAGUCAAACUGCUAGUUACAUACGGGGUUGAUUUUUGUAAGGAGGAUCGCUACGGUCUGACGCCUCUUUUUCUGGCUAAGAACAAGGGUAUUGAAGGGGAAGAGGUCUUCAAGUACCUUCUUGGUGAAGGCGCUCCUUAUAAUGAGACCAAGUCAGUUGAUGUGGCUGCGGCAGAGGCAGAGAUCGCCGAAGAGAUGGCAAAGCUUGCUGCAGCACAAGAAGCUGCUCUUGCAGAACAAACUGCUGGAACAAGCUCUUCCUCAUAGUUCCUGAAUUUACAAGCGGCUGUGUUAAUCGUG